AUGAUUGAUGGCACUGUUGAUAAUAUUAAUAACAGCGUGAGCAUUUCUCUGGCUACAACAGAAUCCUGCCUAAAUUUGACUGCAGAAGAACGUGACCCAGCAAAAGGUAAAGAACAAGCUUAUAUAAAUUUAACAAUGCAAUUGGAUCCAUAUCAACCAGUAAAUAUUGUAUUUCCCCGUAGUUCUGGUAGAACAUUUAGGAAAGAAUGGUAUAAGUCAUAUGAAUGGUUAGAAUAUAGUCAAGAAUUAGAUGCAGCUUUUUGUUUUUAUUGCCGAGCUUUUCCUACAAUUGGUAUGGAAACAGCAUUUAUUUCAUGUGGAUUUAAGAAAUGGGGAAAAGCAACUCAACGAUUUUCUAUUCAUCAAAAAAGCAAUUCACAUAAAGAAGCGCUUUGUAAAGUUGUUGGAUAUAAACAAUCAUUAUCAAGUUAUGGAAAUAUAAUUGGGUUAAUUGACAAAAAUCAUAGUAAAGUAGUAUCUGAUAAUCGCAAUUACUUAAAAAAUAUUUUGGAAACUCUUCUUUAUUGUGCUAAGCAAGGGAUAGCUAUUAGGGGUCAUGAUGAGAAUUUCAAAUCGUUAAAUAAAGAAAUUCUGUCUGCUGGAAUAUUUAACAUUCUUAUUGAUGAAACACAAGAUUUAAGUCGACAUGAGCAAGUCUCUGUGUUUAUAAGGUAUGUACAUAAUUUAGAGCCAAAAGAAGUGUUUUUGGGAUUUUACCGUACAAACUCAACAGAUGGAGAAUCUCUUGUUGAUUUAAUUAAAGAAGUGUUGAAACUUAACGCACUAAAAAUUGAAAACAUAAGAGGACAGUGCUACGAUGGCGCUGCAUCAAUGCGUGGGGCCUAUAAAGGCGUUCAAGCCAGAAUAAGGAAAGAAAAUAGCUUAGCAGUUGAUGUACAUUGCUAUGCUCAUAUCUUGAAUUUAUGUCUUGUAGACUUAGCAAAACAAAAAGCUUGUGUUCGAAAUAUGACCCCUAAAACACUCAAAACAUUAUGCGAGACACGCUGGAGUUGCCAUUAUGAAGCCUUAAGAUCAGUGUUCCAUAAUUUAACUGCUGUAAUAGAUACAUUGGCUGAAAUAGCAGAAAGUGAUCGAGAAUUUGGAUCUGAUGCUGCUGCUUUAUUAAAAAGUAUACAGACAUUUGAAUUUAUAUUUUCUCUAAUUUUACUGGAAGAUGUAUUAUUAAAGACAAAUGUCCUAUCCAAAUAUUUGCAAUCAACAACAUUCAAUUAUGGUUUAGUAAGUCAAAUGGUUAAAGAAACUAUAAAAAGUUUUGAAGAGUUAAGGACAGAUGAAAAUUUUCAGAAAGUAUGGGAUAAGGCUGCUAUUUUUUCUCAGAAAAUAAUGGUUUUAGUAAGCCUAAUUUACCACGAAUAA
Messenger RNA from Myzus persicae (green peach aphid), 1377 nucleotides. Its product is annotated as zinc finger MYM-type protein 1-like. The transcript is spliced from 5 exons. Bases 1 to 1377 code for a protein of 458 amino acids. The record is from RefSeq and is a predicted model, not a curated record. Lineage: Eukaryota; Metazoa; Arthropoda; Insecta; Hemiptera; Aphididae.